This is a messenger RNA of Ctenocephalides felis (cat flea), 1557 nucleotides long. RefSeq names its product vacuolar protein sorting-associated protein 4A (gene Vps4). The transcript is spliced from 8 exons. Gene Ontology annotation, biological process: vacuole organization; endosomal transport. The record is from RefSeq and is a predicted model, not a curated record. NCBI's taxonomy places the organism in Eukaryota, Metazoa, Arthropoda, Insecta, Siphonaptera, Pulicidae. The coding region runs from base 120 to 1433 and encodes 437 amino acids. Gene Ontology annotation, molecular function: ATP hydrolysis activity; ATP binding.
GUGGCGUAAAUACCAUUUUGUUACUAAAAAUAAUUAUUGACACUAAUUCUUAAUGCCUCUAUAAUACAAAAAUCGAAAUUUGUUCAAACAGUAUAAAAUAAUUGAAAAGAGAGCCAAUAAUGGCUUCUGGCACAACUUUGCAAAAAGCCAUUGAUUUAGUGACCAAGGCUACUGAAGAGGAUAGGAAUAAAAAUUAUGCAGAGGCUUUGAGACUUUAUGAACAUGGAGUGGAAUACUUCUUGCACGCUAUUAAGUAUGAAGCACAAGGUGAAAAAGCAAAAGAGAGUAUCCGAGCCAAGUGUUUGCAAUAUUUAGACAGGGCCGAGAAGUUAAAAGAUUAUUUAAAAAAGGGCAAGAAGAAACCUGUGAAAGAUGGUGAAGGAAGCAAGGAUGAGAAGAAAAGUGAUAGCGAUAGUGACUCUGAUGAUCCAGAAAAGAAAAAGUUGCAAAGCAAACUUGAAGGAGCUAUAGUUGUUGAAAAACCAAACAUCAAAUGGAGUGAUGUUGCUGGUUUGGAGGCUGCUAAGGAAGCUCUUAAAGAAGCUGUAAUUUUGCCUAUUAGAUUUCCACAUCUCUUCACUGGCAAAAGAAUCCCAUGGAAAGGAAUUCUCCUAUUUGGGCCUCCUGGAACUGGUAAAUCAUAUCUUGCCAAGGCCGUUGCAACUGAAGCCAAUAAUUCAACAUUUUUCAGUGUCAGUUCAUCAGAUUUGGUCAGCAAAUGGUUGGGUGAAUCUGAAAAGCUGGUUAAGAAUUUAUUUGAGUUAGCCCGAGCACAUAAGCCAUCUAUUAUUUUUAUUGAUGAAGUUGAUUCUCUAUGUUCCUCAAGAAGUGAUAAUGAAUCUGAAAGUGCACGAAGAAUAAAAACAGAAUUUUUAGUACAAAUGCAAGGUGUUGGUAAUGACAAUGAUGGAAUCCUGGUACUUGGUGCUACAAAUAUACCAUGGGUUUUGGAUUCUGCCAUUCGUAGAAGAUUUGAAAAGAGAAUAUUUAUACCUCUACCAGAAGAACCUGCACGUCUGGUUAUGUUUAAAAUUCAUUUGGGUAACACAUCACAUCAACUCACCGAACAAGAUCUUAAAGUUCUAGCCAGUAAAACAGAUGGGUAUUCUGGAGCUGAUAUAAGCAUAGUUGUCCGAGAUGCUCUAAUGCAGCCUGUCCGCAAAGUACAAACUGCAACUCAUUUUAAAUACGUAACAGGCCCUUCACCAACAGAUCGAAGCACGAUUGUCAAUGAUCUACUGACCCCUUGCAGCCCUGGAGACGAUGGGGCUAUGGAAAUGACAUGGGUUGAUGUGCAAGGCGAUAAAUUAUUCGAGCCACCAGUAACUAUGAGUGACAUGCUGAGAUCCCUCGCCACAUCCAAACCAACAGUCAAUGAUGAAGACAUGGUCAAGCUUGACAAAUUUGCGCAAGAUUUUGGUCAGGAGGGUUAAUUGUAUAGAAAUCACACACGAACACUGUAACAUGGCCUUCAUAUUUAGAAAUAAUUUAUUAUUCUCAGAUGUGGUUUCCAGAAUAUAACACUUCGCUUUCAAAUAACGUCCUCUAAUUAUAUUC